Molecule: messenger RNA, 4594 nt
Organism: Cyanistes caeruleus (blue tit)
Lineage: Eukaryota; Metazoa; Chordata; Aves; Passeriformes; Paridae
Source: RefSeq, a predicted model, not a curated record
GGCGGAAUUCCAGGAGGGAUUCCCGGGAAUGCCGCUGAGGCAGCGGAGCAGCAGCGAGGUGACGCUGAGCGAGUGCGAUCCCGAGGAAACCCCGGAGACGCGCGGGAAUUCCGCCGGCGCCGCCGGGCUCUUCCGGGAAUACGGCAGCACCUCUUCCAUCGACGUCCAGGGAAUUCCCGAGCAAAGCUUCUUCGAGAUGCUCAACGAGUUCCGGACUAAGAAACCGGAAUUUUCCGGGAUCAAAGCGGAAAGCCGGGAAGAGCCGCCCCAGUCCAAGGAGAAACCGCGCCGGCGCUGCCUGAAAAACGACGACUCCAUCUUCAAAAAGCUCCGCACUCCCCGGCACGACCCCGACCCCAAAGAUCCCGACGAUUCCCGCCUUCCCGAGCCGGGAAAGUCUUGGAUUUGCCGGAAGAGUUUCGCUCAUUUCGACGUCCAGAGCAUUUUCUUCGAGGCCGUUUCUCCGGGAAUCGCCGGGACCCAGCGGCGGAACACGACCACCGGCGCCUCCGCCGCCUCCGCCGGCUCCGACCCCGCCUUUUCCAGCACCGAGGACCUGAAUUCCAAGGAAAACUUGGAGCAGGACCUGGGGGACAACACCAGCAACGAGCUGCUGCUGAGCUGCCCCCACUUCCGCAACGAGAUCGGCGGCGGCGCCGGAGAGCGCGACGUCAGCUUCUCCAAAUCCGCCUCCCCGGCCGCUCCCGGCGUUUUCACCGAAUGCGGCCACGUCGGGAAGCCGACCAACGCCGGCAUCUCCGUCCUGGAGUUCCCCAAGGAGCAGCAGAGGAACCCGGAAAGGCUCCGGAAUUACAGCGUGGAGCACGUGGAUCUGGGAGCGCGCUACUACCGGGAUUAUUUCCAUGGGAAAGAACAUUCCAACUACUUUGGCGUGGACGAGAAGCUGGGCCCGGUGGCCGUCAGCAUCCGCCGGGAAAAGCUGGAGGAGCCUUCGGACCACGGCCCCCAAUUCCAGCACCGCCUCAUCUUCCGCACCAGCCAGCUGCCCACGCUCCGAGGCUCCAUCCUGGAGGAUGCCACCCCCAGCGCGUCCAAGGCCGGCUCCAUCCGGGGGAUCCCGCUCCGGGACGUGCUGGAAUUCGUCGUUCCCGAGCUCAACAUCCACUGCCUGCGGAUGGCGCUGGCCACGCCCAAGGUCCCCGAGCAGCUGCUCAAGCUGGACGAGCAGGGGCUGUGCCGGCGGCACAAGGUGGGAAUUCUGUACUGCCGGGCGGGGCAGAGCUCGGAGGAGGAGAUGUACAACAACGAAUCCGCCGGGCCCGCGCUCGACGAGUUCCUGACGCUCCUGGGAGAGAAGGUUUCCCUCAAAUCCUUCCCCAAGUACGCGGCGCAGCUCGACACCAAGACCGACUCGACGGGCACGCACUCGCUCUACACCACGUACCAGGACUACGAGAUCAUGUUCCACGUGUCCACCAUGCUGCCCUACACCCCCAACAACCGCCAGCAGCUGCUCCGGAAGCGCCACAUCGGCAACGACAUCGUCACCAUCAUCUUCCAGGAGCCGGGCGCGCUGCCCUUCACGCCCCAGAACAUCCGCUCGCACUUCCAGCACGUCUUCAUCAUCGUCCGCGCCCACCAGCCCUGCUCCGACAGCGUCUCCUACAGCGUGGCCGUCACCCGCUCCAAGGACGUCCCUCCCUUCGGGCCCCCGCUGCCCCCGGCCGGCGUCACCUUCCGCCGCUCCGAGCUGUUCCGCGCCUUCCUGCUGGCCAAGGCCAUCAACGCCGAGAACGCCGCGCACAAAUCGCACAAGUUCCGCACCAUGGCCACGCGCACGCGCCACGAGUACCUGCGCGACCUGGCCGAGAACUACGCCGGCGGCUCCCCGCUGGACACGGCCGGCAAGUUCAACCUCAUCUCCUUGGCCUCCAAGAAGAAGCCGGCCCCGCCCGGAGCCGCGCACCGCGAGCCUCAGCCCGGCCACGGCAAAAGGCCCCUGAGUUUCCCGGAGUCGCCUCAUUCCAGCGGCUCCUCCGCCUUCCGCCAACCUUCCGGAAGCUUCUCCGCUCCGGGAAGUGCCAAAGGGCCCCCGGAAAGGCCGCAGAGGGGGGCGGCGUUCCCAGCGGAGCCGCAUCCCGGGAAUUCUGGGAAUUCCGGCCACGCCGAGGCCGCUGGGAUCGGACACGAGGGCGGCGCCGAGAGGCUCAAGGCAGAGCCCCUCUGGCACAUCCCAGCUCCGGCGCGGAUUCCCGGGAAGCGCCCGGCGCGUCCCGAGCCCGGCGGGAAGGAUUCCCCCAACCGCCUGGCCAAGCAGGAGCCGCCCCAUCCCAGCCCCUCGUCCCUGUCCAGCUCCGCCUCCAGCGAGGCCGAGCCCGACUCCGGCGAUUCCCAGAAUUCCCGGAAAGGCUCCCGAGGGCCCUGGAAUUCCCAGAAAAGCUCCAAGGAUUCGGCUCCCGGCAAAUCCGGGAAUUCCGCCCUUCCCGAGGCUUUCCAAGCCACCAGGCCUCUCGGCGUUUCCCAGAUUUCGGCGCCAGCUCCCAAAUCCGGCUUUUCCCAAAGGCCGGGAAGAGCCAAAGGCGCUGCCCCCGGCUGGAGGCGCCCAGACGAGCCCCCAGAGCACAAAAGCCAGGUGAACGUGUUCGGGCAGCCGCGGCUCCGGGCGUCCCUGCGCGAUCUCCGCUCCCCCCGGCGCCUCCCCAAAUCCUCCAUCGAGGACGACCUCAAGCGCCUGAUCCUGAUGGACAAUUCCUGCCCCGAGCCCGAGCCCGCCCCGGCGCUGCCCAGGACGCUGUCGGACGAGAGCCUCUGCGGGGGGCGCGGCCCCUCCCCCACCCCGCGCCGGGAGAUUCCCAAGGAUUUCCCGGGAAGCGCCGGGAGCGGCACCCGGACCCUGCCCGGCCGCAGCGGCCACCACGGGACCGGGAAAACGGGUACGGAAAAACGGGAAUGGCGGGGGGGGGGUUUUGGGAAUUUUGGGGAAUUUUUUUUAUUGGGGAAAUUUGGGGGGGAUUUAUUUUUUUUUUGGGAAUUGAGGAAUUUCCUGCAUUUUGGGGCAAGUUUGGGUUGGGGAAGCGGCUUUUGGGUGGUUUUCCCCAGGAUUUUGGUGUUUUUGGGGGGGUUCCAGGUGGGAUUUUUCUGGGAUUUGUUGGGAUUUUGGGAAUUUCGGGAAUUUUGGGCGUUUCCAGGGGCCGUGGGGCGCCUGGAGCCGGGGCUGAUCCCGCUGCCGGACACGGCCGGGCUGGAGUGGGCGACGCUGGUGAGCGCGGCCAAGGCCUACGAAGGUGAGAGGGGAAAACGUGGAAAAAACGGGAAUUUGGGAUGGGAAAAACCGGGAAAAAACGGGAAACCCGGAAUUCCCGGAUUUUCCCCCCAGGAGAAGCAGGACAAGGUUUUCCUGCAGGCCGAGGUCGCCAACCUGCGGCAGAACAACCGGCGGCUGCAGCAGGAGUCGAGCUCGGCCGCGCGGCAGCUCCGGCGCUUCGCCAGGAUCUUCUCGGGGGCCCCGGAGCACCCGGAGCCGUGAGCGGGAUCCGCCGGGAUCCACCGGGAUCCGCUGGGACGGGGAGAUCCCCCCGGAUCUGGGACAUUCCCAUCGGGAUCGGCGGCUCCGGCGCCUCAGCAGAGCCCUGGGAGGAUCUGGAGGGGUCUGGGAUCGGUCUGGGAUCCACCAGGAUCCGUUUGGGAUCCGGGAUCGGGUUUGGAUCCGUUCGUUUGGAUCCGUUUGGGGCCGGGGAGGCUCCGCGGGAUCCCAGCCCAGAAUUCCCAGAGAAGAUUCCGGAAGGAUCCGGGACCUGCCCGACGGGACCCGGAACGUUCCAGAACUUUCCCAAAGGGGACCAAGGAAAUCCAGGGGGAUCUGGAACCUUCCCGAGGGAUCCGGGGGCGUUCCGGGGAAUUCCAGAAGCUUCCGGAGGGAUCCAGAACAUUCCAAAGAGACUCCAGAGGCUCCCAGCGGAUCCGGAACAUUCCAGAGGGAUCCGGAACAUUCCAGAGGGAUCCAGGACUUUUCCAAGGGAUUCCAGAACAUUCCAGAGGGAUCCGGAACCUUCCCAGGAAUUCCCGGAUUUUUCCCGGAAUGUUCCGCCGGUGCUUCCGAAGGGGAUCCAGAACCUCCCAGGGAAUUCCAGAACUUUCCGGAGCCAUCCCAAAACUUUUCCAGGUGCUUCCAGAGGGGAUCCGGAACUUUGGUGGGAUUCCAGAACUUUCCAGGGAAUUCCUGGACUUUCCAGGGAAUUCCAGAACUUUCCCUGGGAUUCCGGAGGCUUCCGGGCCCCUCCCAAGGCAAUAAGAGCCCCUCCCCCUCCCGGGGGGGCGGAGCUCCAAGCUCAUUAAUAAUAAUGAAUAAUUCAUGAGGAACAACCAAUAAUAAUUAAGGAGCUUCCAGGCACUUUCAUCCCCCCCCAAAAAUUCCCAAAAAAUUCCCAAAAAAUUCCCUAAAUUAUUUCCUGGAGCGGCUCAGGGUUUAAAACCCCCUCCCCCCAUUCCCAAAAAUCCCCAAAUUCCCCCCAAAAUUCCUGAAAUUCCCUUGUUUUUAAAACACUAUAUUUGUAUAAAUGGCACCGCCUCCAUCCCAAAUCCCGGAAUUUUUUUUUUUCCAGGAUUUUUUUUUUAAUUUUUGGCGUUUUCAGGA